Messenger RNA from Diaporthe citri, 324 nucleotides. RefSeq lists its product as uncharacterized. The coding region runs from base 1 to 324 and encodes 107 amino acids. NCBI's taxonomy places the organism in Eukaryota, Fungi, Ascomycota, Sordariomycetes, Diaporthales, Diaporthaceae. The record is from RefSeq and is a predicted model, not a curated record. The transcript has a single exon.
AUGACGGAUCGCAUGUGCCUGAGUUCUGAGGCGCCACACGUGGAAGGGGAGCGGACCAAGGAGCAAGCUGAUGUGUUGGUUGUGUUCCUGCGCGUGGGCCCUCAUUGGACAAUGCCGUGCUUUUUGGCUAUCAAGGUCCGCCAAACCAUGUGUCGUUGCUCCGAAAGUCUGCUGCUGCUGAGUCCACCCUCAACCCCCGGGGGCGCCGAGAUAUGUGACGACUUCGCAUUUGACUGCGUGGGGAACGCAUAUGUCGCCGUGCACUCAUCCUCGGUGUUCAAGAUCACACCCGACGGCAAGCAGGUCGUCCAGGUGUGGUUGUAG